Messenger RNA from Lotus japonicus, 2383 nucleotides. RefSeq lists its product as uncharacterized. The coding region runs from base 297 to 1766 and encodes 489 amino acids. The transcript is spliced from 4 exons. The record is from RefSeq and is a predicted model, not a curated record. Lineage: Eukaryota; Viridiplantae; Streptophyta; Magnoliopsida; Fabales; Fabaceae.
UUGGAACUUGGAGCUUUAUAUCGACCCGAUCCAUAUCCAUAUCUGCCACCAUCACCAUCUAGGGUUCAGUUCUGGUUUCAGUGUUUCUUCCCCUUUUCGAUUUUUCAAUUCUGCUCGAUGGAGAUUUCAGUCCGAAUCGUGGUGUUUCUCUAAUUCCCAAUUGCUGCUUCCCCCCAGAACAAUUUGAAGACUGAUCACGCUUCCGGCAACUGUUAAUCAAAGACGCAUGCACAACAAGUUUGGUUGGUUCGACUAAUGUAGACUGAAGUAGCGGGCGGACUACAACGGAUUUCGUAAUGGCAGGCAGUGGCCUGCCAUCUUUGGGUCGAGUGAAGCUCUCUGAUUUAGUUCCUUCGGAAGGGAUACCGUCGGAGAUCUAUAAAAUAUCAGUUUCAAUUUUGUCGCAGUCACUAGCUCAGUUUUCGGCUGUCAUUAUUGAGUUUCCGGCAAGUGAUGGGGCUCUUCUAAGAUCUGGUUUAGAAUCUGCUCGCCUGUAUUUCCAUCAAAGAGAAACGUAUCCACCUGCAGAUAUAUUGCAUACUAGUGAGUCUCGUGAGUGGUGCAAAACAUCUGGAUAUUACGCAGAUCCUCAUUUAUGGCAAGAAACCUAUGAUUAUAGACCAGGUUUAUCUCCUUCAGAACCGAACAACUCAAUUGAGAUUCCUCCGGCAGGUUUGCCAGAUAUAUUUGCUUUAUUUGGAAAAGCAGCAAGGCUAAUUCUAGAUGCAGUUAGCUUCCAUUUGAAUUUGCGCAGCCAUCCAUUCACAGAGAUACUGGAUAAUAUUCCCCUGAGGAAUAGGGAAAUUUCAUCUUCAGUCUUGUCUGUUUGCUGUCAUGCAAGGCCAUCAUUUCAGGGGACACAACAUCAUAAUAUUGCUGCUCAAGAGGAUAGCCAAUUGAUGAUGUAUCCUGACCAUGAUCACCAAGUUGACAAAAGUCUGAUAUCUCUUGUUAAGUCCGAUAGGGCAGGUUUAUAUGUAAAGGACUUUCAAGGUCGGUGGAUUCUUGUGGAUGGAGAUCUGGGGCCUCAAGAAGCUAUUGUUUAUCCUGGGCUUGCUCUCUAUCAAGCAGCUGCAGGAUAUGUAAACCCUGCAUUGCACAAAACAGAGAUUAAUAUGGAGGCUAAUAUGUACGGGCGAUGUUCUUUAGCUUUCAAACUUUUGCCUAAAUCAAUGACCAGUCUUGAUUGUUCAGAAAUGAGAGCAGCAGGUUAUGGAAUUGAAGCCCAGUUCCAGCUUCCUGUUCCGGUCGACGAUUUUAUGCAAAGAUCUCAUCCAACUGAUCAUCUCUUUAACAAGCCGGGUUUCCAGUGCUUCAAUAUCCAACCAACACAUGAUGGAUCUAUGAAGACUUUGAUGAGGAGGAAGAAGCAAAAUCCUCAAAGCAAACCUCUGCCACCUUCCAAGAGGUUAAGACUUGAGGCACAGAGGGUUUUAAAAGAAAGGGUCCAAGACAUUGCAGAUAAGAAAGGCAUCAAGCUGCGAUUCUGUAAUCUCAAGGAUUGUGAAAGUCACAUUCUCACCCUGGAUAGCCCAUGUGCAAAUAUACGAAUGGAGAUAGGGUGGCCACCCGGAGUACCAUUUGUCCAUCCCCAUGAUUUGCCUAAUAAGGCAAAGCUUGGUUUUCUUGAGGCUUAUGAACCGGGUUGGACAGAAGCUCAUCAAAACACAGACAGGCUAGUCAACACUCAGAUAACUUUAACUGAAUCAGUCCCCCUGAUUCCCGACCUAUGGGAAACAUGUGAUCAGGAUGUGCAUGUCUUAUGAGGAUGGCGUAUAGUUCUCAGUGGGUCUCUGAACCUAUUUGUGUCCAGUUUUUGGAAAUUCAUGCCUGCUCGCAGCUCUUUAUUAUGCCAUCGCACAGCUUUUGAAGUAAAUGAUAGCAAGACAAGUGAUGCUUUGAUUUCUGUAGAUGUGAUAUUAUAGAUGUCUUAGAACCUUAGGAUUCUGAGACACCAAUCGAAACCAAAAUGAAGCGUGUACUUGAAUGCUCUAGCUGAUGGAGGUCUUACUAUCCCGUGACAAAAUGAAGAGAAGACAACAGGUGCCAGAUUAACAGCACAGUUGCCAGCUUCUCAUACUUGGUUAUAAAUGUGCACAUAUAAUCUAUUUCCACCUGGAGGGACAGGUCUGCAACAAGUUUAUGUGUAACUUUUUGUCCUUAUGUCAAGCUGAAAGAAAGUAAUUCAAACUGUGUAAACAAGAUAGCUUCAUAUGGUAAGAUAGCAUUGCAGCAUUCCUUGUCAGUUUAGUUUUUUCCUUAAUUGUGAAGCUGGAUUUCGUUACAAUGCUAUGUGAAGCUGUAGCUUGAAAUGUUUAUGCUGUGUAAUUGUUACUGUAAAAUCAUAGGUGGUGCACAUAAUCUUUCAUGAGUAAAUUAUACA